Molecule: messenger RNA, 1059 nt
Organism: Ipomoea nil (Japanese morning glory)
Lineage: Eukaryota; Viridiplantae; Streptophyta; Magnoliopsida; Solanales; Convolvulaceae
Product: protein FAR1-RELATED SEQUENCE 5-like
Exons: 2
Coding region: 1-1059 (352 amino acids)
Biological process (GO): regulation of DNA-templated transcription
Source: RefSeq, a predicted model, not a curated record
AUGGUGGGAGGUUUUACGGAUAUAGGAGCAACAUGCGUUGACUUCUGCAAUUUUAGGCGCGACCUACUGGCGUAUAUAGCUGAGGCAGACACCCAAAUGGUGAUAGAAGACAUGUACAAAAGAAAAGAGGAAAACCCGGACUUCUAUUUCGAUUUCGACAUAGACGAAGAAGCGCAAUUAACGAGGUUAUUCUGGGCAGACGCGAAAUCUCGGAGGAAUUACGCAUGCUUCGGCGAUGUCAUGUCAUUUGAUCCUACAUACAGCACAAACAGAUACAAGUUAGUUUUCGUCCCUUUCACGGGGGUGGAUAACCACAAAAGAAGCAUUACAUUUGGUGCCGGCCUGAUUGCGAAAGAAGAUGUAGAGUCGUAUGAGUGGCUAGUAAAGAACUUCAAAAAUGCGAUGGAAUAUGCACCAAGAUGUACAACAACUGAUCAAGAUCCAGCACUAAAGAUAGUAGUGCCACAAACGAUGCCAACAACAAGACACAGAUUCUGUAUGUGGCACAUUAUGACUAAAGUUGGGGACAAAGUAGGGGUUGCAUUAUGGCAUAACACUGACUUCAAGAAAGCACUAAAUAAUACCAUAUGGGACGACACAUUGAGCAUAGAUGAAUUCGAGAGAUCGUGGGAAAUAAUCAUGAAAGACUACAACCUUCAAGACCAUAGAUGGUUUGCACAGCUGUAUGAAGCGCGUGCAUCAUGGAUACCAGCGUACUUCAACGACAUACCAAUGGGAGGACUACUUAGGACAACAUCAAGAUCAGAAUCAGAAAACAACUAUUUUGGGAGAUUCACAAACCACCACUGCAGCUUGGUAGAAUUCAUAGCACAAUACAACAGUGCCAUCAGAAAACAGAGACAUAACCAAAAAAAACUCAUUGCAGAGAAUGAAGGUUCGUACCCUGAAACUAAAACACCUUUGAGUAUUGAGAAACACGCUGCUAAAGUGUAUACCAUCAACAUAUUCUAUGAAUUCCAACAAGAGGUAUGGGAGGCCAGCUUCUCGUGCCACAUCACCGACAAAAACAACGUGGGUGACAUGGACUUACAAAGUUGA